Messenger RNA from Gongylonema pulchrum, 378 nucleotides. The record is from the annotation of a GenBank genome assembly. NCBI's taxonomy places the organism in Eukaryota, Metazoa, Nematoda, Chromadorea, Rhabditida, Gongylonematidae.
AUGCUUGUUUAUGAUAUAACCAAUGAGAAAUCGUUCGAAAACAUCAAGAACUGGAUCCGCAAUAUUGAGGAGCACGCCUCGUCCGAUGUGGACCGCAUGAUCAUUGGCAAUAAGUGUGAUGCCGAGGAAAGGCGACAGGUGUCCAGAGAGCGUGGCGAACAGCUCGCCAUUGAAUAUGGAACAAAAUUUUUGGAAACCUCAGCAAAAGCGAAUAUUAACGUUGAGGAAGCGUUUUUUACGUUGGCACGUGAUAUCAAGCUGAAAACCGAACGUGCAUCACAGCAGAACACCACCCAGAACAGUGGCCGAAUAACGGUGCAGCAGACUCCGCGAAAAAGCACAUCGUUCUUUUCCGGUUGGAGGUGCUCGUUGAUUUAG